Messenger RNA from Anolis carolinensis (green anole), 2459 nucleotides. RefSeq names its product prostate androgen-regulated mucin-like protein 1 (gene parm1). The transcript has 4 exons. The record is from RefSeq and is a predicted model, not a curated record. Bases 630 to 1538 code for a protein of 302 amino acids. Gene Ontology annotation, cellular component: Golgi apparatus; late endosome; plasma membrane. NCBI's taxonomy places the organism in Eukaryota, Metazoa, Chordata, Lepidosauria, Squamata, Anolidae.
AUAGAAUCAAAUAUUCUGAGAGUUGGAAGAGAGCCCUAAAGAAUGUCCAGUCCAGGGCAAAGCCUCGACUAUAUACACCCCACUUGCCUCAUUCCCACAAAUCUCUGAGGGUACCUGCCAUAGAUUCAGUCUGCAGACACCUAGACGAUGAGAAGAAGCACCUGCGCGCAUGCGCACUUGAGGCCGGAAGGCGGGGCAGAAGGGCGGGAAAGAGAGAAGGGGGGAGGACGUCAGGAGUGACGGGGAGGGGGCAAUAUGGUGUUUUCUGUGGUGCGGAAAGUGCUUGGUUUUCAACCAAGGGGCGCCCCCCAACGGGGAAGGAGGGUUUUUGUCCGGAGGACUCCUCAGUGGUUCGUGAGAGAGGCUGCCUGAGGCUGAGGGGGGCUUCUUUCCCUCCCCUCAGGCCUCCUUCCCGUCGAGGAAAAGUUGAGAAGAGAAGAGCGCGCGCGCUUGACGCCCAGCAGGGGGCGCCCUCGAGCAGCGCCGAGGAGGAGGAGGAGGAGGAAGCUUGUGAGAGCCGGGCGGCGCGAGCGAAGGAGGGAAAAGGCACCGGGCGGCGCAUUCGGAAGCCCAAAGAGCGGCGCUUUCCUUCUCCGCCUGCUGCUGCUGCUUCGCCCACCUCGAUUGCAAUGGCUCGGGACGGUAGCCCGGCUCUCAUCGCUCUCGUCGCCAUCACAGCAGGACUAAAUAUCUGCUGUGCUUUGAUCGCUGCACCUGAUUCCAGCAUGGCUUCUCACAUAAGCAGAUCUACAACAGAAAGAAUUGAAUCAGAUCAUACAGUGACCAUGUUCCACAAUAACUCUUUCGCAAGUACCAGUCCACCAGCUGCACCAUCAACUACUCUUUCUCUUAGUACCACAUUGGGAGAUUCAGAACACGCUACCACCACAGGUAAUACAACUGCUCUUUCAACAGUGGAGAUUUCAGCUACAACUCCUCUAUUAAAUACAUCAGACAUGAAUAUUUCAGCAGCGACACAACCAAACACAUUGUCCCCUGUGACUUCCUUUCCUAAUGCCACAACAGAAACUUUUACCCACUCUCAAACCCCAGCAUUCACCUCUCCACAGAGUUCAAAUGAUUCAGUCAACAUCACUGCUCCGUCUGACAUUACCAAACUUAGCACAGCUGAAGUUACGCAGUUGUCAAGCACAGAAACACCAGUUCCUGUGAGCACAAGCAAGAAAGUGCACACCGUAGAGGCAACGUCAAGAGAGACUCAUGUGAUAUCCACCUCCUCAAGCCCAUUGGAAUCCUUUACCUCUUCAGAAACAACCUUACCAAGUAAAGUUUCUCUAGAGACUUCUCCCACUGGAAGUACCACCUUCUCUUCAGGGAUAACCAUUCAGGAGGUCCAGCGUGCUUUGAGCCCAGGAAGCAUUGCAGCUAUAACUAUAACAGUGAUUGCAGUGGUUCUAUUGGUGUUUGGCAUAGCUGCAUUCUUGAAGAUCAGGCAUUCUUCUUAUGGAAGACUCUUUGAUGAUCAUGACUAUGGAUCCUGGGGAAACUACAACAACCCUCUAUAUGAUGACUCUUAAUCAAAUAAUUUUCAGCCAAAUAUUGUCAUUGUAUGUAUGAAGUACGUGUUCCUCUAAAAGCACCAAGGUUUGAUAUCCUGCUACACAUGGCUCCAUGUUUUUGCUCCUCCCCACCAUUUCCCCCAGUGAAUCCUUUUGAUUUCUCUACAGGCCAAAAUCCUUGAAAUUGAUUGAUGAGAGGCUGGAAAUUUGUUUAAUUGAGAAGUUAAGCUUUAUAGGAGAUCUGCCAAGAAGAACGCAUGUGGCCUUUUUAGUUGUCAAUUAGCAAAAGUUUGUGGUAGGCUUUGCUCUGGAGGGUGUCUCUAAAGAUUAAUACCAGAUCUUGGCUUUUGCUUUAUUUGUCUUUAACUAGGUUGUCUUGAGAAUAUUCUAAUUAAAAUACAACUAAAUGUUGGAAGAACAGCCUGAUAUUGCACUGAGGUUCUUGUUAAGUGUCUACUUUUCACACAGAAAGAAAUCUACAGAGAGCACAUAGCUGCUGCUACAGGUGUCACAUUUCCCUUCUUUGAUUUCUUUAAGAUCUACUGUGUCUUGUCACCAGUUUAAGCAACCAGUUUAAGCAAAUAGCAGUGACAGAGAAAUGCACAUUGUAAUAGUGUAAAAAUUGAACAUGCAAGCUGAGCUAGACAUAAUUGAGGAGAAAAGAAUGGAAAAUCCACACAGCGCUGCCAUUUGCAGGAAGAACCCUUUUGUUUUCUGACCAAAGAUUGAUGAGAAGGAAAUACGGCUGGCAAAGCCUUCCCAUCUUGGAGACUGUUUUUCUGAGGCUAUAGGAACACAAGACCAGCCAUGAUCCCUCACAUCUAAAAUACCUACCUGCAAAGCAUCUUUGUAGAUUAAAGUUUUUGUUGCUUCCCAGAUGACAAGAGAUCGAAUGCUGUGGACUUUAAUAAAAUUUGUUUUGCUGGGAUCACUGGAAAA